CAUCAUACUACCAUGUCUGUUAUUAAGAAAGCUAUCAUUAUCGGUGCGGGCCCGGCUGGCCUUGCUGCUGCACUCAAAUUACAUCGCGAGAACAGCAUCCAUGUUACAGUGUACGAGCUAAGACCUGAGCCAACUACGAUUGGUGGGGCCAUAGGCAUAUUUGCCAACGGCUUGCGCCUACUUCAUCGUUUGGGUCUGCACGACGCCCUCCUUGCCCGCGGCUCUUCCGUCGACAGAUUCCAUCUGCAAUCACUGCAGUACGGCAGCAUUGGCAGCACUGAUAUCUCAGCCUGGGCGGCGGAAAGGACUGGCUUUGGAUACUUGCGCAUUCUCCGGCGAGAUCUACAGAGCGUGUUGUUCGACGCCGUCCAUGAGGAGCAGAUUCCGGUCCAUUUCGACAAACGACUGGCCUCGAUCACGGAGGAUGCAUCCAGCGUGACGGUAACCUUCUCUGACGGCUCGACCGAGACAGCCGACAUACUGAUUGGAUGUGACGGAAUCCAUUCCAGCGUGAGACGUUUGCAUGUAGACCCGCCCUGCAAGCCCGAAUACUCCGGCAUUGCGGGUAGCGGUUCCAUUAUCUCGACGGCUGGUCUACCGGAGAAGCUUAAAACGUCGGCCAACAUAAUCCCCACCACCGUGGGGUUUAUGGCAACAUUUCCGUGUAGUGCGUCCGGGGACCAGCUUUACUGGCUGUUUUCGCGGGAGACGCCCAUUCCGUACUCUGAGUCCGGCAACGAGCGGGAUGGGUGGGAAGAGCGACGUCAACAAGAGAUGGAGAUGUUCAAGGCCACGAUCAGAGCAGUGUCGAAGCCCGCUCGAGGCGAAUGGCGAGGCAUCCUGACUGAAUUGGUGGACCGCAUGGAGUUUAUCGGGUUUUAUCCGGUCUUCCGACUCCCGCUGGGUGGUAAAUGGUAUACAUCUCGGGCAAUCCUGCUUGGGGACGCAGCGCAUGCAAUGCAGCCUCACGCAGGGCAAGGAGUGUCCAUGGCAUUGGAAGAUGUGUUCUUGCUCUCACGGGUACUGCAAGAGCAGGACUGGAGCUUGGACGAUGCGUUUGCCCGAUACGACGCAAUUCGUCGACCGCGGGUCAACGAGAUCUAUCAACUGGCAGCCAAGAAUGGGCAAGGCCGGAAAGCCAUCAACCCUUGGGCGUUGUGGCUGAAAGAAAACGUUAUGUGGGCUAGUUUGAGCCUGUAUCGUAUUCUGGGGUUAGAGUCGUGGGGCUUGGGCCAGAAACACCUCGUUUACGACGUUGAUGUGGUGGAGCUCUGAGCGAGUAGUUGCAGGAUGCAGUGGUGUGGUUUCCCAGGUAUCCAAUGAGUAAGGGUCAUGGUAUUAGCGGGAUU
Aspergillus fijiensis CBS 313.89 is the source of this 1349-nucleotide messenger RNA. RefSeq names its product FAD-dependent oxidoreductase. The coding region runs from base 13 to 1275 and encodes 420 amino acids. The transcript is spliced from 2 exons. Gene Ontology annotation, molecular function: monooxygenase activity; FAD binding. Lineage: Eukaryota; Fungi; Ascomycota; Eurotiomycetes; Eurotiales; Aspergillaceae. The record is from RefSeq and is a predicted model, not a curated record.